CCAGGCUGUUCGAUGGACGACACCAACGCGGCAAAGAAAGCAGUGGUUGACAAACGUCAGGGCACAAACUGGUUAUUGACGGCCGACACGGGGGUUGACCCCGGAAAACUCAACGCCGAGUUCAUUUUUGACGGCCAAAAAAUCAAAGUCGGGACUGGAGAGCUUGCAAAGGCUGGAAAAGCAGCAGCAGACGAUCUGGUAAGAAUUGCAUGAAGCCCCAUCCUAACUUCUGUCCUAUUAAUCCGCGUCGCCAGAUAAAAUGGUACCCUUGGCAAAAACCGCAGACUGAGGUUCAGAUUACGAAUAACAAGUGCAACCCAUGGAAAAUUACUAGCCCAACCAGCAAAGAUAAACCAGACAUUGUGCCGUGGGACCCUCAGGUCACUGCGCCAAUGCCCCUUGAGGCACUGUACAGCAUUAUGCAGAUGCAUAAGAACAACAAGGCCCACGUUCUCAACGGGAUUAUGCUUAGAACAGACUAUUUUAUCCUCGUUACAAAGCAAUACUUCACCCCUGUCAAAGAAAUUAAGCCGGCCGCGCUUUCUGAUGACGUGCUUGCAUUCUGCUCCUUGGUCUUAUCAUAUGCGAAAUCCUUGGACGGCAAACCACUUAAGCCAGACGAGAGUCCUAAGCUGCGCACGCCCUUUAUGCCUCGAAAUGAUUUUGUGACACUCUACAACCAAGUCGAGUCAAAGCUCAAGGGGAUUCCUCUUUUGCCUCUUUUUGAGAAGCUCGCAUGCUACAAGGUGUCAGCUGGCAAGCUUGCGCUUGACAAGAAAUUCUGUACCGGGACGGCCAAGGCUCCAGUGCCGAAUAAGGAGUUUGCCGGCCUCACGUUCAAAAAUACGGCUUCCAAGUCUCCUGACGCCACCCUGACCGUCAAGGCCUGGAUUGAAGGCAUUGCCGCCAAGAAAGACUUGCUUACUGCCUUUGACAAAACUAUUGACGGUUCAAUUGGAGGCCUUGGAUCCAAGACGGAGAAGAUGUACCAAGGGACUCGCAAUGUGCCUUUGUUCGAAUUCCGAGACCUUAAGGACAUCAAAACUUCCGAAAUCGAGAAGUUUAUGACUCAGGUCGACACGGCUGUCCAAGAUCUCCACAAAAAAUACAAAGUCGCUCCUAAAUAAAGUCCGCGAUCGCACAUCAGUGGAAUCCUGCUCCUUGGAUUGAAGGCGACCGGCGGUGGGGGGAGAUUCG
Messenger RNA from Aspergillus pseudonomiae, 1197 nucleotides. RefSeq lists its product as uncharacterized. The transcript is spliced from 2 exons. Bases 210 to 1127 code for a protein of 305 amino acids. NCBI's taxonomy places the organism in Eukaryota, Fungi, Ascomycota, Eurotiomycetes, Eurotiales, Aspergillaceae. The record is from RefSeq and is a predicted model, not a curated record.